Messenger RNA from Tremella mesenterica DSM 1558, 774 nucleotides. RefSeq lists its product as uncharacterized. Lineage: Eukaryota; Fungi; Basidiomycota; Tremellomycetes; Tremellales; Tremellaceae. The transcript has a single exon. The record is from RefSeq and is a predicted model, not a curated record. The annotation marks the transcript as partial.
CAUCAGAUGAUAUCUUGAAUGGUCACUCAACAAGAACAUUCAUAAUCUUAAUAACAAUAUGACAUCAGCAAAACCCCUCACACGCCCUUCGACACUCAUCGAACUCAUAUCUUCCCGUUUACCAUCUUCCUCCCCCCUCCCACAACCCUUUCCUCCGAGAGGAUACAAAACCCCUCUUCGACCUUUCUCUCCUAACCACGGUGAACUACGUGACAUCUUCCAUCGUAUCCUGACCCAACCAAAUGAGAUCUCUUCAAUCCUCGCUCAAUCCCAUCGAAUACUUGAUUCUCAACAAGAUGUUCAUUUCUCCUCCCCAACUCGGAUUCACGCCCGAAGUAGGUUAUACGACCGACUCAUUUACGCUUUCUCCCGAGCUCCAUUAUCUCCAGCUUUACCAUCCAUCAACGAUCUACUCAAUCGACAAUUGAAAGAAGGUGUUCCUGUCCUUCCCCGUUCUCUCACCACAUUAUUUUAUUUAGCUGGUCAAGCUGGAGAACCGAUACUUCCUCUGGUUCAGAAGACACUUCAUCUUUUACCUCCAGGGUUGGAUGUUCAAUUACUAGUAAUGAUUUGUCGGACUAUUGUAAGAGAAGCUAGAGGCACACCUGAGGAUAUCGAAAAGAUCAUCGCGGCUUGUUAUUCCGCCGAAAACAAAACAGAGGGAGAAUGGGAUUGGUCAAUGUGGGAUAUCUUGGUUUCUGCUCAUACUAUCUCUGGAGAUUUACGUGGGGCUUUAGGAGUGUUGAAAAGAUAUAGAAAAGUGUUGAAGCGACA